AUGGCUGAUGCGGCCCCGGCCGUCCGCGACGGCGGAAUGACGGAAAAACUUGCGCCGAUGGACGGGAAUGCCGCGCCGGGCCCCGAGAGCGCGGCUCGAGGGGCUGACCACCCGCCCUUGGACCACAAGGCGUCGGAUGCCCCCAAGACCGGCGAGGACGACCUGGAGUACCUGCAGGGAGCAACGCUCACUCGCCGGAAGGAGUACGUCGACAAGGAUCCAGAGGCGCGAGGAUCGAACCGCGUGAUGUACUACCGGCGCAACGCGGACUACGACCGCCUCGUCCAAGUGUGCUCCCAGAAGCUCCGGGCGAACCCACGCAACAUGCGCGCCCUCCUCAUCCGCGCGACGUCCUACAUGAAGAAGGACAUGCUCGACCAGGCGCUCGCGGACUACUGCGCGGUGAUCAACAUCGAGGGCACGCACGUCGACGCCCGCUUCCACCGCGGGAGCAUCUACCAGAAGAGACAGGAGGCGGAGAACGCCAUCGUGGACUUCACGAAAGUGCUCGAACUGGACCCCAUGCACGUCAAGGCGCUCUACGCCCGCGCCGCGUGCUACAACCUCAUCCAGGAAUACGAGAAGGCCGUGGACGACUACAACCGCGCGCUGGAGCUGGACAAGGAGCUGAACCAGCGCCGGAAGUGGGUCCGCCAGGCCCGCCGGAACCUCCCGGAGAACGACCCGGCGCUAAAACCCCUCCCGGAGGUACAACGCGCGCAGAAGGAGGCCCAGAAGGCGGAGGCGGAGGCGGCGAGGGUGCAGCAGCUGCGGCUGGAGCCCGGCGAGGAGGGCGUGGAGCCCGGGACGGACGCGCCGCCGAGCGCGCGCAGCCCGAAGGGUCGCGCGGCGGAGACCGCGAUGCCCGGCGCGGGUGGCGCGAGCGCGGCGCCGACGCCGCGGCCGGACGCGUCGUCGAUGAUAACGCCGCGCGCGCUGUCGAGCUCGACGACGGCGACGGCGCGCGCGAGCGACGCCGGGACGGAGGCGGCGGCGCAGCCGUCGGCGGGCGGGGGCGUGGAGCCCAACUCGUCCCCGAACACCGCGCGGACGGACGCGAGCGCGGAGACGGCCGCGGCGCCGUCGCAGCGCCAGCAGCGCAGCGUGCAGGCGGACUACCACCACUCGAAGGGCUACGCGUACCGCAAGCAGGGCAACUUUCUGCGCGCGAUCGAGGAGUACUCGAAAGCCAUCGCGAUGCAGCCGGGGCACUUCAAGGCGCUGUUCAACCGCGCGUUCUCGUACGACAAGAUCGGCGAGUACCGGAAGGCCAUCGACGACUACACGGCGGCGCUCGAGGUCGACAAGAAGAACAGCUUCGCGUUCUACAACCGCGGCAUCACGUACGACCGGCUCGCGAGCUACCGGGACGCGAUCGAGGACUUCACGACCGCGAUCUCGCUCGACAAGGGCAACGCGGACUUCUACCACAACCGCGGGUUCUCGCUGCGCAAGGACGGCCGCUUCGAGGAGGCGAUCGAGGACUACACGUACGCGAUCAAGCUCAACCCGAAGCACUGCCGCGCGUACUACAACCGCGCGUUCUCGUACGACCGUCUGAAGAAGUAUGACCUCGCGGUCGCGGACUACACCCGCGCGCUCGAGAUCGAGCCGCAGAACGCGACGGCGUACCAUAACCGCGGCUCGCUCUUCGAGCGCCUCGGGCGGCUCCAGGAGGCGCUCGCCGACUUCAACAAGGCGAUUCAGCUCGACCCCAAGUCGGCGCUGUCGUUCAACGCGCGCGGGCUGCUCCUCGAGCGCAUGGGCCGCCUGGAGGUCGCCAUCAACGACUUCGACCGCUCGGUGACGCUCGAGCCCACGAACCCCGUGUUUCUGCGGAACCGCGGGCUGUGUCACCGCACGCGCGGCGACUACAAGGCGGCGGUCGCGGACCUCACGCGCGUGCUGCAGAGCGCGCCGCAGGACGUGACGGCGCUCAGCAACCGCGGGUACGCGUACCGCAAGAUCGGGAACUUCGAGGCGGCCGCGAACGACUACACGCGCGCCCUGCAGCUCCAGCCCGGCACGAUCCGGCUGUACAACAACCGCGGGUACUGUCUGGCGAAGCUCGGAAAGUACAAGGACGCCAUCCAGGACUACGACGCGGUGAUCGCGCGCGACGACAGCAACACGCACGCCUUCCACAACCGCGGGAUCAGCUACGACAAGCUCGGGCUGUACGAGGACGCGAUCCAGGACUUCACGCGCGUGCUGGAGCUGGAGCCGAACAACGUGAACGCGUACUUCAACCGCGGGUCGGCGUACGACUCGGUGGGCAACUACGAGAGCGCGGUGAACGACUACAGCAAGGCGCUUGACUUGGAUGCCACGCAGGGCAACACGCCGCGCAUGACGCCGCGCAUGAACACGCCGCACGGCGUGACGCCCGCGGACACCCCGCGCAGCCUCGCGACGCCGCGGAACGUGCCGGGGUGA
Molecule: messenger RNA, 2436 nt
Organism: Pedinophyceae sp. YPF-701
Lineage: Eukaryota; Viridiplantae; Chlorophyta; Pedinophyceae
Source: the annotation of a GenBank genome assembly